GCUAAUUACGCUCUAUUUCGCAAACCCACUGAGUAGAUGGCGCUAGUGAGCAAACGUGAAACAGGAGUAAAAACGAUGCGAGCGCCGUGAGCGAGAGAUUUGCGAACACCAUAAUAUUUGAAUAGUCCGUUGAAAAGGGAAACGAUGGGAAGUGGGUAGAGUGAGACGUCUGUUUGUCUGUGAUUUAGCGUUUAUUUAUUUACAUUUUUCAGUCAACCAAACAUCAGCGGAGUGUACAGAGCGUGUUUUCGUUUAAUUUGUGUUAUAAUUUAUCGAGCUGGUGUGAUGGCUGGUGAGGAUCUGGACAUUAGAUUGUUCAUCGGAAAGGUGAAGGCGUACCCAGUCAUCUGGAAUACACUGGAUGAAGGCUACGCCGACCGAACAAAAAAACGCGCGGCAUGGAAGAACAUCUGCCGGACAUUUGUGGAGAACUUCGACGAAAAAUCGGAAAGGGAGCAGGACGAUGCGUACGAGAAACUAUCAAAGAAAUGGAAAAACCUAAAAGACAAUUUUGCAAAAAGUCAAAAGAAGCAAACCAAAUCCGGCCGGGCAGCCAAUUCAUCGAGGAAGUAUAUCUAUGCGAAACAAUUAUCAUUUCUGACACAAGCUGGAGCAGUGGCCGAGACGGAUUCGAGUUUCCUUGAAGAUGAAAGCAACAAUCAGAACACCCAGGAUGAUUUUAAUGACGCGUCUGAAUGUGAAGCAUCUGACGAUGCAAAGGUUAAAAUACCACCGCGCUACAUCUCAAAAUCAAUGAACCAUGCAAAAGACGCAAAGUUCGAAUCAGCUUUAAUCGAUUUCAUUAAGGCACAGGCACCAGUUGCUCCAGAGCCGAACCCAGACCGGGCCUUCUUUGAAAGUUUGCUUCCGAUUGUGGAGAAGUUUUCAGAAGACGAAAAACUGGACUUCCGAUCCCAAGUACUGGAACUUGUCAAAAGUAUCAGGAAAUCGCGAGCAGUUAGCCCAACAACUCCUCAUUAUUAUGCUGGCACUCAUCGAUACCGUGUUACCGAGCCUGCCCAGCGCAACCGCGGAAAGCGUGGCUCGUCGUCACGGACUAGAUUUCCCUCUAAAGUUUACAAGAAGGAAUUCGAUACUGAAUUGAUCAUUGGUGAACAGCAACCGGACGCACUUGAUCCUGAGGAAAGCGAAUAUCUCGACGAGGAAUACCUGCCCGAAUAGAAAUUGUAGUGUACAAAACAUCAGCAUACAUUUAUAAAACCUCAACAUUGAA
Molecule: messenger RNA, 1234 nt
Organism: Aedes albopictus (Asian tiger mosquito)
Lineage: Eukaryota; Metazoa; Arthropoda; Insecta; Diptera; Culicidae
Exons: 3
Coding region: 286-1182 (298 amino acids)
Biological process (GO): regulation of transcription by RNA polymerase II
Cellular component (GO): nucleus; transcription regulator complex
Molecular function (GO): DNA binding
Source: RefSeq, a predicted model, not a curated record